GCUUUAAAGCGAUGGUGGACAGUCAGUCGUCAGCUCUAGCCGCGAGCGGUCGUCUCUCGAGCUAGUUAUCGCACUCGCGCGCGUUUUCUGACGGUGAUUUGUUUUCCUUCGCCGACGGCCAUGGCGGCGGCCGCGAAGGCGGAAAGUGAGUGGACGGAACAAAGGACCAAGGAGGGGAAGUUGUUUUACUGGAACAGCGUUACCAAGGAGAGUGUGUGGGAGAAAGCGGACGGGUUUCAGGCGGAGAAGCAGCCGGCAACGGACAAGAAGGUGGAGAAGUCUUCGGAACCGGGUCAACCAACCCCGCGCGUUCGCAAGUACCAUGACCAUCCAGGAGGACAGUGGGUCGUUUUCUUCCGGCCGAAGUCCAAGCCCCUGAACCUGAUGCGGAUUGCGGCGGACUUGGAAAAGCACUACUCGGGCGUGACAGAAGUGACGAAGCUCCACCGGAACAUGCUACGAGUUGCUCUCGACAACGCGAAGGAGGCGAACGGAAUUGUUUGUGACCCGAAAUUCUGCGUCGAAUACCGAGUUUGGAUCCCAGCGCGUUCGGUGGAGAUCUACGGUGUGGUCAGUGAAGAUCAUCUUACGGUGCAACAAGUGUUGAAGGGAGUUGGCCUCUUCAAAAGAAAGAACCUUCCGACGGUCCAGGUCAUUGAGGUGAGGCAGAUGGGCAUUUCUGAUGGCGAGGGGGAGAACAAGAAGUUUGUUCCAACAAACUCGUACCGAGUAACUUUUGCUGGCACAGCACUGCCCGACUAUCUGAAAAUCGGCAACGUGCACCGCCUGCCAGUUCGCUUGUACUACCCGAAAGUUAUGAGCUGCAGCAACUGUCAAAAGCUGGGGCACACCAAGGCUUUUUGCAACAACAAAACGAUUUGCGCCACAUUUAAAGAUUUUCGAGCACAGGUUCAAUGCUCAAACGUAUUGCUUUGCAAUGUUAUUCGAUGA
Molecule: messenger RNA, 951 nt
Organism: Culex pipiens pallens (northern house mosquito)
Lineage: Eukaryota; Metazoa; Arthropoda; Insecta; Diptera; Culicidae
Exons: 1
Coding region: 121-951 (276 amino acids)
Molecular function (GO): protein binding
Source: RefSeq, a predicted model, not a curated record